This is a messenger RNA of Echinops telfairi (small Madagascar hedgehog), 1593 nucleotides long. RefSeq names its product neuropeptide S receptor 1 (gene NPSR1). The coding region runs from base 1 to 1116 and encodes 371 amino acids. NCBI's taxonomy places the organism in Eukaryota, Metazoa, Chordata, Mammalia, Afrosoricida, Tenrecidae. The record is from RefSeq and is a predicted model, not a curated record. The transcript has 9 exons. Gene Ontology annotation, cellular component: membrane; cytoplasm. Gene Ontology annotation, molecular function: vasopressin receptor activity; neuropeptide receptor activity. Gene Ontology annotation, biological process: neuropeptide signaling pathway; positive regulation of release of sequestered calcium ion into cytosol.
AUGCCGGCCAACCGCACCAAGGGCAGCCCCGAUUCCAAUGGGACCAUGCAGACACUGGCUUCGUCCCCGGCUGCCUGCACUGAAACAGUGACUUUCACCAACGUGGCGGAGGGAGAGGCAUGGGGCUCUUUCCACCAUUCUUAUAAGACUGAGCAGUUGGUAACUCUGUGGGUCCUCUUCGUUUUCACCAUUGUUGGAAAUGCCACUGUGCUGUUCUCCACAUGGAGAAGGAAGAGAAAGUCCAGGAUGACAUUCUUUGUGACACAGCUGGCCAUCACAGACUCUUUCACAGGGCUGGUCAACAUUUUGACAGACAUCAUUUGGCGAUUCACCGGAGACUUCAUGGCACCUGACCUGGUUUGCCGAGUGGUCCGCUAUUUGCAGGUGGUGCUGCUCUACGCCUCGACCUACGUCCUGGUGUCCCUCAGUAUAGACAGGUACCACGCCAUCGUCUACCCCAUGAAGUUCCUGCAAGGAGAGAAGCAAGCCAAAGUCCUCGUCAUGAUUGCCUGGGCUCUCUCCUUCUUGUUCUCCAUUCCCACCCUAAUCAUAUUUGGGAAAAGGAAACUCUCGAAUGGAGAAGUGCAGUGCUGGGCCGUGUGGCCUGAUGACUCCUACUGGACGCCGUACAUGACCAUCGUGGCCGUCCUGGUGUACUUCAUCCCUCUGACCAUCAUCAGCGUCAUCUAUGGAAUUGUGAUCCGGACUAUUUGGAUUAAAAGCAAAGCCCAUGAAACAGUGAUUUCCAAUUGCUCAGAUGGAAAACUGUGCACCAGUUACAAUCGAGGGCUCAUCUCAAAGGCAAAAAUCAAGGCCAUCAAGUAUAGCAUCGUCAUCAUUCUCGCCUUCAUCUGUUGUUGGAGUCCGUACUUCCUGUUUGAUAUGUUGGACAAUUUCAGUGUCCUGCCAGACACCAGAGAGCGCUUCUAUGCCUCUGUGAUCAUUCAGAACCUGCCAGCCUUAAACAGUGCCAUCAACCCCCUCAUCUACUGCGUCUUCAGCAGCAGCAUCUGCUCUCCCUAUCGGGAACGGAGAUCACGGGAUUCCAGAAUGACCUGCCGAGAGAGAACUGAGAGGCAUGAGAUGCAAGUUCUGUCCAAGCCAGAAUUCAUCUAGACUCCGGGGCAGUGGUAAUGCUAGGCUGGUUGCCAUCGCUCUCCUGGCUCCUCAUCAACAGCUUGGGCACUUGCAUGGCACCUGAGCCCUCCCAUUCUACUCCUGUGAUCACUUGGAGCUAGCUGCAUGAGGCAAACUCCUUAUAAGCAUGUGUUUGCUACUUCAGCAAGUGCUGUCCAAUAGAAAGUCAACAACUCUCCAAGCUGUCCAAGAAAGACAGCGCUCCUGCCUACCACAGCCCUUAGCCCUACUGGUCAGCACCAUGACCCAGUGGACAGAGACAUCACCGACAGGAGCUACAGACUGAAGCGCUGAGGGAACAAACAAGGACUGGAGAAAAAUGAAGCCGGGUUGCAUGUAAGGCUUCUCAUUAUAAUUCAAGAAGUAAAUUGCAGACUUUGCUAGGUCUAGCUGUUUUAAUUGCCCCCCAUUUUUGUGGUGAGGGUGCAGUCGUGUAGCCAAGAAAAUGUUUGUCCU